This is a messenger RNA of Arabidopsis lyrata subsp. lyrata, 591 nucleotides long. RefSeq names its product F-box protein At2g34280. The coding region runs from base 1 to 591 and encodes 196 amino acids. The record is from RefSeq and is a predicted model, not a curated record. Lineage: Eukaryota; Viridiplantae; Streptophyta; Magnoliopsida; Brassicales; Brassicaceae. The transcript has 2 exons.
AUGGAGACGGUGACCCUUGGAGGAGAAGAUGAUGUUGAAGACGGUGGAGACGGAGACGAUGAUGACGUGAGCGAUCAGGGGCCAGUGUUUGCAGACGGAUCAAUCUACUGGGUCACGGGAGAUGAAGAUGGAGAUCCAACAUCAAAUACCAAACUCAUAGUUUUUGAUAUUCACACAGAGAUGUUUCAAAUCAUUCAAACCCCACCUUUUAUUACCUCUGAUUGUUAUGGUGAUAGCAUUGUUCUAUGCAAUCUCCAUGGCCGUCUCUGCAUCUCUGAGUGGAUUGGAGAUAAGCAAGAAAUUUGGUGGAGGGUUAAAGACAACACAUGGGAAAAGAUCUUCUCCGUUCACUUGCCUUCCACUUCCAAUUACUCCACUUUGUUUGGUACUCAUGACAUUCCGCACCCUCCUCUCACACCUUUGGCCAUUUGUAGGGACACCAAUAAGGUUAUCCUCGUGCUUCGCGAUGAAGAUAACCUCGUCGCUUUCGAUCUUAAUCCUCAUUCUACAGGUUAUUAUCAUUUGUAUCACUCUUGUUACAAACGCUUAGCUGUUCCUUAUUUUCCAAGUUUAUCUCUUUCGUUCUAUUGA